Molecule: messenger RNA, 585 nt
Organism: Funneliformis caledonium
Lineage: Eukaryota; Fungi; Glomeromycota; Glomeromycetes; Glomerales; Glomeraceae
Source: the annotation of a GenBank genome assembly
AUGGACCAAUCAGAAUUUAGGAAGAAAGAACAAUUUAUUAUUGAAAAAGAUAAAGUUCUGGUGGAAUUAUUUGUAAUGAGUCGCUGCCCAGACGCUGUCGAAUGCGAAGCAAUUAUGGCAGAAGUUGCAAAAGAAGUAAACGAUAUUUCAACUUUUAAAACCAAUUAUAUUGCAACAUUAAAUUCCUCUGCUACAUACGGAGCUACUUGCAAACAUGGAGAUCUAGAAUGCAAGGGAAACAUUCAAGAACUUUGCUUCCACAAAGCUAUUCCGAAUGAUUUGAUCUUUUUCAAUUAUCUUUUAUGUACUCAUCGUUCACUUAACCUUAUUGGUUCACAUAAAUGGGCUAAACAAUGCUCAGAAGAAGUUGGACAGGAUUAUGGUCCAAUUGACGAAUGUGUAAAUUCUGAUAUUGGUUUGAAUUUAUUUAUUGAAAGCGUUAAAAGAGCAAAGGAUUAUCAAGCAAAUAAAAGUUGCACGAUUUUUAUUAAUGGAAAAAAAAGAUGUAUUAAAGAUGGAAGUUGGUAUGAUUGUCCUAAAGGGCAUUCUGUUAAAGAUUUUAUAAAUUCUAUCAAAAAUGCUUAA